ACAUUGGGCACAACAACAACAAGUUCUACAUCAUCCAGCUUAUUGAACAGAAUGGCGCCUACAGCUGCUGGACCCACUGGGGCCGUGUGCUCCUGGUCUCUCCUGGCUGUGUCUGCAGAGCUGGCUGCUCAUCUGUCUUGGUUCCCAUCAGAUAAUGCUAAAGCACCCACCACCACUGGGUUGCUUUGUCCCGUGGGACUGAGCAUGGCUGAGUCUUUCCAGAUUUGCAUCUGUUGUUCUUUUUCCCCAUGCAGGGCUCAUCUUCUCGUGGGCCAUGUGUUUUGGAACCUGUCCUGGAUAAUCAUCUUGGCAGGAAACUGCUCUCUCCGGGAAAUGGAGAGGGAGAAGUGUUGAGUCACACAUUGUGACUCGACCUCUCAUCCUCUUGCCUUCCCCCAUCCUUAGAGGCAGAUCAUGGCACUGUCAUUCCCCUCCCCCCGGGAGAUCAUUGGCAUUGGCCCAUAGUCACCAACAAAUCAGGCCCUUGGCCACUGGGGUAACAGUGGGGUAAACUCCCCCAGGAGGUUUGGUCAGAGGGGAUACAGCGUGCUGUUCCCACCCCUCCACACAGACCAGGAGAGAGGGACCAAAGCAGCACAGCAUUUUGCCAAAGCAUGGGAGGUACUGCGGUGGGGGAGUUGGCUGCCUUCCUCAUGGCAGUCACAGCCUGGUUGCUUCAGUGGUGAGCUCUGCUAAACAGGGACCCUCAUGAGCUCAGCACCCUGCUGUGGGGAAGAGGGGGGAUAACAGACAUUUGGCUGCAGUGCUAGCCACGAAUUGUUGCUUUGGAGCUAUUGCCUCAUGCUAGGAACUCCCUUCUCAGGCAGAAAAGUUGCUGCUGCUGCCACCAGAGAGCCAGUUGCAGCCCAGGCCAUUCAUUGUCAUCAUGAAUGCUGCUUGUCUGAGUGCCUGGAGCCCAGCUGCCUCAAGGGGGUGUGUGCGCGCGCGCAUGCCCGUGAGUGCUGCGAGUUUCCCCCACUUCAUCAGCUUGCCUCCGGUCACAGGCCAAACCAUGCUGCUUGCAAAAGCGGAGAGCCGGGCCAGUCCAAGCUCACCAGCUUCCCUUCCCUGGAAACAGCCAAGACGGACUUUGAGAAGAAGUUUAGGGAGAAGACCAAGAACAGCUGGGCCGAACGGGAAAACUUUGUGGCCCACGCUGGCAAGUACACGCUGAUCGAAGUGCAGCCUGGGGAUGAGGAGGAGGGGGAAGUGUCUGUGAAGGUAGACAGUGUGGAUGGAGAGAAGAGUUGCUUGCAGAAGACACUGCCCUGUACUCUGAACAAGGCCACCCAGGAGCUGGUGUCCCUCAUCUUUAGCAACAACAUGUUCAAAGAAGCCAUGCAGACCAUGAACCUAGAUGUGAAGAAGAUGCCACUGGGGAAGCUGAGCAAGCAGCAGAUUGCCAAGGGCUUUGAGGCCCUGGAGGCCAUUGAGAAGGCCCUGCAGAAACCGUCCCAGCCUUACGGGCAGCUGGAGGAGCUGUCUUCCCACUUCUACACAGUCAUUCCCCACAACUUUGGGCGGGCCCGACCCCCUUCCAUCAACACACAGGAGGUCCUCCAGGCCAAGAAGGACAUGCUGCUGGUGCUGGCAGACAUUGAGCUGGCUCAGAGCCUGCAGGCACAGAAGAAGGAGGAGGAGAAAGAGCAGGUGAAGGUUGAAGUGCCGCAUCCACUGGAUAAGGACUAUGCGCUCCUCAAAUGUGAGCUCUCCCUGCUGGUGCCGACAUCCAAGGACUACCAGGUGAUCCAAACCUAUGUUGAGAAGACUGGUUGCACCUACCACAACCUCAAGAUCCUGAACAUCUGGAAGGUGGACCGGGAGGGGGAGGGUGAGCGGUUCAAGGCCUAUGAGAGCCUGGAGAACCGGCGCCUGCUAUGGCAUGGCACCAAUGUGGCUGUCAUUGUUGCCAUCCUGAAGAGUGGUCUGCGCAUCAUGCCACACUCAGGCGGCCGUGUGGGCAAGGGGCUCUACUUUGCUUCAGAGAACAGCAAAUCGGCAGGAUACGUGCGCUGUACUUCCAAGCAGAUUGGGAUCAUGUUCCUGAAUGAGGUAGCCCUGGGCAAGGAGUAUCGCAUCACGCAGGAUGACUCCUCACUGCGCAAGCCUCCCGCCAACUACAACAGCGUGAUCGCCUGUGGCAGGACUGAACCAGACCCUGCUUAUGACCGGGAACUGAUCAUAGAUGGGAAGAAGGUGCUGGUGUCCCAGGGGCCACCCAUCACCAUGCCCCAAUACCAGGACUCCUCCUUCUCCCAGAGCGAAUACCUGAUCUACCAGGAGAGCCAGUGUCGCAUCCGCUACCUUGUCCAGCUCCACUUCUGAGUGGCUUCCCAGGGGCUGGGACUACCUGGAGCACCGUGGGCAGGAACCUUCCUCACUGGCAUUGACGGCACUGAUGUCCCUGGCAGCAAGAGCACAUUGCCAGUGCCCGUUGCCUGCUGGCUCCAAUGGGCCCUGCUGACCUGGGUGAAGGGCGUGCUGGUGUGUGCUGCAUGAUGUGCCCCAAAAGAGGGGAAUCCUACUCUGGGAGAUCACAGCUCUGGUGCCUGAGCCAGGUAAAAUCUGAGGAGCAACAGUGGGCCCUGGGCUGGGAGCCGAUGCCCUCAGGACUUUUGUUACUAUAAAUAAAAGUCUAUGCCAUUGCA
Messenger RNA from Alligator mississippiensis (American alligator), 2648 nucleotides. RefSeq names its product poly(ADP-ribose) polymerase family member 3 (gene PARP3). The transcript is spliced from 10 exons. Gene Ontology annotation, molecular function: NAD+ poly-ADP-ribosyltransferase activity. Gene Ontology annotation, cellular component: site of double-strand break. NCBI's taxonomy places the organism in Eukaryota, Metazoa, Chordata, Crocodylia, Alligatoridae. The record is from RefSeq and is a predicted model, not a curated record. Bases 802 to 2325 code for a protein of 507 amino acids.